UGAUCCGCGGGGUAUGUUUGAAAACGAAAAGAAUCGACUUGUUCUCUUGGAAUUGUUUCGCUCCGAGUUGAAACAUUGUAACAUUUGAACGCCUCUUCCUGGCAACGGAAUCGUCUGCGACUGUAGCGCGUGCUUCUAUCAGUGCUCUACAAAGGAAUAAGCUGGAACAAACAGUUGUUUAACUUUAUGCAAUUUUUAAACUCUCUGCGUUGGAUUGUAUUCUCUAGGCAUGGACGUGUCGGUGUAUUUAUGGGUUUUGUCGCUGUACACGUGUCUUGUGUAUGGGAAACCCACUAAUAGGAAAGAAAGGGUCCACCAUGAACCUGAAUUGAGCAGGCAACACCACGAAGAUAACCAGAGCUAUCAGUACGAUCACGAGGCCUUUUUGGGCAAAGAAGAGGCCACCACAUUUGAUCAACUCACCCCAGAGGAAAGCAAAGACAGAUUAGGGAAAAUAGUUGAUCGGAUUGACAGCAAUGGUAAUGAAUACAUCACUAUGGAUGAACUCAAGGCCUGGAUCAAGAGAGUACAGAAGCGUUAUGUCUAUGAGAACGUUGCAAAGGUCUGGUCCGACUACGACCUGAACAAGGACAACAAGAUCUCAUGGGAGGAAUAUAAGCACGCAACCUACGGUUACUAUCUGGCUAAUCCAGAAGAGUUUGAAGAUGCAACUGACCAGUUUAGCUUUAAGAAGAUGCUUCCACGAGAUGAGCGCAGGUUUAAGGCUGCAGAUCUAAAUGGCGACUUAGCCGCAGAGCGAGAUGAGUUCACUGCUUUCCUCCACCCAGAGGAGUUUGAUCACAUGAGGGAUAUUGUGGUCCUUGAAACUCUGGAGGACAUUGACAAGAAUGGAGAUGGGCAUGUAGAUGAGGACGAAUACAUUGCGGACAUGUUUGCUCAAGAAGAUACCGGUCCAGAACCAGACUGGGUUAGGACUGAGAGAGAUCAGUUUUCCGAUUUUAGAGAUCUGAAUAAAGAUGGUAAGAUGGACCUAGAGGAGGUUCGCCACUGGAUCCUGCCACAGGACUAUGACCAUGCACAGGCAGAGGCCAGACAUUUGGUGUACGAGUCAGACACAGACAAGGACCAGAUGCUUACCAAAGAAGAGAUUCUUGAGAACUGGAACAUGUUCGUAGGCAGCCAGGCCACCAACUACGGCGAAGACCUCACUAAGAACCAUGAUGAGCUAUGAGCCCAAGUAAAAGAUCUGGACCUCUACUGGACAUUGUGACCACAGGCAUCCUGACCUGGAACUCUAUUGCAACCAUUCUUUUCCUUGGGGGAAAAAAAAACCAGAAGCCAUGCCACUGAUUGACUGACCUAUUGCAGCUCUACCUCACAGAACAGACAUAGAGGAAUCAUUACUAUUGAGAGUCUGAAAUAUAAAUAGCCAUGGUCCCAAAUGCAUACUUACAGUUUUCUCCUGCACUCUAUGUCCUUUUUGUGGGAUGCCAAAGGACUAUUCUGGUCUAGACUGAAUGAGCUGCUACAGAUUUCUUCAGCUGAAGCUAAAAUUUUUUUUAGCAGUCAUUGGAUAAAGACUGUACUUGUACAAGUUGUUCCUAUUUUUGUCUGGUGACAUUCUAUUGUAACAAACAAGAACAUUCAAAUUCUAUUUAUUUAGGAUUAACGUCUUAAUUCUACAAUGCUGUUAUUGCUGCAAGUCAGUGUUAUACAGUUAUUAGGUGUGUUUAUAUGUGUAAUUUCACUACACUGUAGAAACAUCUUCACUGUAGGUAAUCAUAUACAUUUUCCCAGAGCUGGACAGUUAUGACUCUUACUUUUUUUUUUGACAUACCAUGCUUGAAACCCAGCUGCCUCAGAUGCUUCUUUUAAAGGGCUAGUUCACCCAAAAAUGUUAAUUCUCAUCAUUUACUCUCCAUCAUGAUUUUCCAGAUGGGUAUGACUUCAUUUCUUCACAAGAACACAUUUGAAAAUCUCAACUCAGUAGGUCCUUAAAAUGCAAGUGGAUGAUGAUUUGGCUUUUGAAGCUCAUAAAAAUGUAUAGAUAGUCAGCAUAAACGUCAUUCAUAUGAGUCCAGCUGUUGAAUUAAUGUCUUAUAAAGUGAUCACUUUUGGUGCAAUAAGAUCAAUAUCCAAGUACUUUUUUAACUCUAAAUCAUUGCUUCCAGUCAGCAGCGGUAAGCACAUGUGACGUGAGCGCGUUGGCACUUGAAACACAUGGAAGAGCAGUGCUGUUUACAACCAAGUAGGAUGAGAGCUGUAUAGAAGCAUUGUUGGAUUUGGUUUAGAAAUGUAUUUAUCUUUUUCUUUACUCACAAUGGUGCGUUUGUGUGCUUAUCCUGGAUGUCUCAGCUGAGAGUAGAACAUGACAUUUCGUUCAUAACAUGGCAGUGCGAAUUCAUCACACGAGAGACCGUGUGAUGAUCACCCUCUCGUGAAGUUUUCUGGAAGCAUUGGAUAAUAGUUAAAAAGUGCUUAAAUAUCUUUUUUCACACCAAAAGUGAUCGUAUCGCUUUAAAAGACAUUAAUUUAACCAGUAGAGUCGUAUGGAUAACGUUUUUGCAGACUGUGAUUUUUGGAGCUUCAAAAGUCAAAUCACCAUCCACUUGCAUUUUUGAGGACCUUCUGAGCUGUGAUGUUAUUCUAUUUUUCUUUUAAUGUGUUCUGAAAAAAUACAUUCAUACACGCCUGCGAUAUCAUGAUUGUGAGAAAAUUAAACAAUUUUCAUUUUUGGUGAACUAUCCCUUUAACUUUUUAUGUCUUUUGAAUUUUGCAUUUGUAGUUUAAUUUUGUCUAAUGUCUGGUAAAUUUCCAAAAAGAAAUGUUGAAUUUGGUUGGUGAUUAUGGAAGAUGUUUUACCCUUGUACUGAGCAGUUUCAACAUGAAAUAUCCCUAGUGUCUCUUCAAAAUCUGUUCAUUGCUGUACAUUUAUACAUUGCCAAAAUGUGGUCCUGUUUGUCUUCAAGUGUUCUAAAUCUGUAGCGGCUUGUACAUCCUGGGUUUUGAUCUUGAUCCUGGUGUCAGUUCUUAAUCUGAACCAAUAGCAGUGAUGCUCCUUUUAGGUUUCUUAUGUAUAGUACCUGAGAAACCAAGUCACUUUAACGUGAUAACCAUUGUGAAGUGUUGAGGAAUACAAAGCAUCUUUAUCUGCUGGCAUGAUUGUGAUGUUUGGUUCCAACCAAAGAAGCUACUCAGAUGAGGGUCUUAAAGAUUAGAGUAAUAAAAUGUCUUUAAUAAAUUGAUAGACUAGUCUUAGAUCAGAUGUUCAACAAUGACUCUGAUGAUACAAACUUUCCUAGUCUUUAUUUUUAUGUACUAAACUAAUACAGUACGGUAGAUCAUACCAUCAUUUUCCACUAAGGCUUUGUUUUUUCCUCCACAGAGGAUUGCAUUAGAAUAUUUUUGUUCUUUGUAAUUGUGGUUUUAAAUUCUGAAAUGCUUUUAUUUUAAUUUGAUGAAUUUAUGGAAUUAAAUGGCACCGUAUUGUGGUAAACCUGUAGGAGAAAAAGGAAGGAGGUGAAAUGGGGAUAUUUAAUUGUCUCCAACAAAACAUUUUCAUUUAAGCCAGUGUUCUGCUUCAGUUACUUAAGUCUUUCUUGUAAAAUUGUCACUUUUUUUUGUUUAUUGUAUGUUUUAUUGUAUGUUUUAUAUAUAUAUGGUAUGAAUCAGUCAGAUUUAAUUGUAAUAAAAGAAAAUGGAAUUCGGUUUAAAAAUAGAUUUCCACGCAUGCUUCGGGACUUCAGUGCUGCAGAUGGAGACUGGUGGUUAAUAGAAACUACUUUGACAUUUCUAAAUGGAGACUGAACAGUCAGACCUGUACCAAAUGUUAAGGUCCCAUUGCCACAUUGGAGUGUGUUCAUCGCAGUUGUUGACCAUUGCUAUUCAUUGGCCCCUUGCCUGAUGACCUCAUAAAUUGUUCUAAUUAAUUAAUUACACACUAAAGAUAACCAGAUACUGAUUAUGCGCCAAAUGUGUAAAUAUGCCAAACUAAAGCUGUUAUCUUUAUUUAGUAAGUUUUAUUUUUGUGUGUGAAUUUGGAUAUCUAGUAGGGAUUCACUUUAGAGUGAGACUGGUGUAGUGGUCGAUUAUUAUUUAUAUAUAUAUUUUGUUUUAAGUUAGAGAAGCUGAAAUUUAUAGUAAUGGAAAUAUUUUGUGCUGAAUGUGUUUUUAUAAUCUAAAACAAAACAAUAAUAAAAGUACCAAGACAACCCAGAAAUACAAUGUUCUC
This is a messenger RNA of Xyrauchen texanus (razorback sucker), 4192 nucleotides long. RefSeq names its product reticulocalbin-1-like. Gene Ontology annotation, molecular function: calcium ion binding. Bases 230 to 1192 code for a protein of 320 amino acids. NCBI's taxonomy places the organism in Eukaryota, Metazoa, Chordata, Actinopteri, Cypriniformes, Catostomidae. The transcript is spliced from 6 exons. Gene Ontology annotation, cellular component: endoplasmic reticulum. The record is from RefSeq and is a predicted model, not a curated record.